GUCUUUAAUAAAUACCGCGGAGCCUAUGUAUUUAAAAGGCCAACUUCUUUGACAUCUCAACCACUUCUUCCAAAGUUGCUAAAGGGUUUACUCAAGUUGAGGGUUUCGUUCAAAAUGAAGGCAUUUUUGUGGCUUCUAGUCUUAAUAGUUGUUGUGCAUGCUGAGACGCACAUAGAAGACGAAAACUUUGAGUCGAUARGCAAAGAUAGCCUAAAAGGAGUUGUCCAAGGAGAUGAUGAUGAUGAUAAUUUUGGGRGUAUCGGAGGUGGUGGCAUUGGCGGUGGAGGGAUCGGAGGUGGUGGUAUAGGUGGCGGCGUUAUAGGAGGAGGAGGUGACGACGACGAUGAUGAUAACGGCUCUGGAACAGCCCCACCUCCACAGUACUGUGUCGUGAGGUACAGACAGUGUAUGAUGUUUGCUUUUACCUGGUACGCCAAACAAGUCUGUACAAACCAGUAUUAUCAGUGUGUGAGGAUCAUGACGCAUCCUUGUUACCGUCAACGUUCAAUAUGCCUGAGCAAUGCUGGAUGGAACUAUUACCAAAGGUACUGGUGUGACGUGAGGUACAAACAGUGCCUUGCAGGAGGGCAGAGACCAAACUGAAAUGACAACAAAGCAGGGCAUUCUGAUGUAGAUAUUAUAUUAAAAUGAUCAACCAAUAAAAGAUAACACUUCAUAUGAUAACAUCUUACCCAACAAUCAGAACUGAUUCAACCAAUCACCCGAAAACACUAAGUAAAUUAACCUAGUCACAUAUGUUACCUUGUACCUGUUUUGACCAAUCACUCGACAGUAACACGCAUUAACCAAUCAUUUCAUAGUAACGCCAACCACCUUACAGUAUCUAGUUGAACAAGUCACGUUUACCUACUUGAAUCUAUGAAAUUUCAAAACCUAUAAAUAUCAACCAAUCAUAUUAUAGUAGAGUAAAAACAAACAGUUUUACGAUAGCUGAUAGCCAUUAUAUUCGUGGCUACCAACAUGAUGGGGUUACACUUUAGGAAGCUAUGUGAAUAACCACUGUUAUGUCAACCAUUUAAACCUGUGAGCUGCUAUGAUACACAAUAAAGUGUCUUGCUUAUAAAUGAAAACCGAA
Messenger RNA from Actinia tenebrosa (Australian red waratah sea anemone), 1096 nucleotides. RefSeq lists its product as uncharacterized. The record is from RefSeq and is a predicted model, not a curated record. Lineage: Eukaryota; Metazoa; Cnidaria; Anthozoa; Actiniaria; Actiniidae.